Molecule: messenger RNA, 894 nt
Organism: Kogia breviceps (pygmy sperm whale)
Lineage: Eukaryota; Metazoa; Chordata; Mammalia; Artiodactyla; Physeteridae
Gene: CAPNS2
Product: calpain small subunit 2
Cellular component (GO): calpain complex
Molecular function (GO): calcium ion binding
Source: RefSeq, a predicted model, not a curated record
AUGUUUCUUGCAAAGGCUCUAUUGGAAGGAGUAGAUCAAGGUCAAGGUCUUGGACAAGCUCUUGGAGACCUUCUUGGAGGAGGCGGUCAGAAAAGAAGAGGAGGAGGAAAUAUCAGAGGGAUAGUUGAAGGAAUUGUGAAUUUUAUCAGUGAGGCUGCAGCUGCUCAGCAUACACCGGAACCACCACCCACUGAGCAGCAUUUCACCAACGUGGAGGCCAACGAAAGUGAGGAACUUAGGAGGUUUCAGCAACAAUUUGCACAGCUGGCUGGACCAGACAUGGAGGUGGGUGCCACUUACCUAAUAAAUAUUCUCAACAAAGUCCUGUCUAAGCACAAGGAUCUGAAGUCCGACGGCUUUAGUCUUGACACCUGCCGGAGCAUCGUGUCCAUCAUGGACAGUGACACAGCUGGAAAGCUGGACUUCGAAGAAUUUAAGUAUCUCUGGAAAAACAUCAAGAAAUGGCAGCGUGUUUAUAAGCAAUAUGACAGGGACCAUUCGUCUCUGGGAAGUUCUCGGCUGCGGGGGGCUCUGCAGGCAGCAGGCUUCCAGCUAAAGGAACAACUUUACCAAAUGAUUGUCCGCCGAUAUGCCAGUGAGGAUGGAAAUAUGGAUUUUAACAACUUCAUCGGCUUCCUGGUUCGCCUGGAUGCUGUGUUUCGUGCCUAAUCCCUGGAUAGAGAUGCGGAUGGCCUGAUUCAGGUGUCUAUCCAAGAAUGGCUGCAGCUGACCAUGUAUUCCUAAAGUGGGCACUAAGUCAGGACUACCCCAGGGGACAGGAGUGCUGGAAGCUUAGUAAGCCAUGCUCUCUGCAUGGUUGCACUUACCGCAUCCAAUGCUGUCAUUUCCUGCCGAGUUCUUUCAUAACCCUACCUAUUUCUGAACUGUGCUGCC